Messenger RNA from Chelonoidis abingdonii (Abingdon island giant tortoise), 4936 nucleotides. RefSeq names its product intraflagellar transport 70B (gene IFT70B). Gene Ontology annotation, biological process: intraciliary transport. Lineage: Eukaryota; Metazoa; Chordata; Testudines; Testudinidae. Gene Ontology annotation, molecular function: intraciliary transport particle B binding; protein binding. The record is from RefSeq and is a predicted model, not a curated record. Gene Ontology annotation, cellular component: axonemal microtubule; intraciliary transport particle B.
AGGUACAUAAACUUCUCUUAUCAAUAUGUUCCACAUUUCCAGCUAAAUGAUUUAUUAAACAGAGGGAUUAAGUGUGGUCAGUGAAUUAAACUGAUUACUUCAGGUCAGCCUGGGAAAAUUUUCAAUACUCCUAAGUAAAAGUCCCUAUAAUUUAUGCCUAUUUUACAAGAGCAAACUGGUCAAACUACCAACAGCAUUUGUUAGAUGGGUCCUUUGAUUUUUUUUUUUUUUUAUUCGACCAGUUGUGUGAGCUGGAAACCUGAACUUUACCAAGAUCAUACUUUCUUACUUAGAAAUGUAAUUUAAAAAAUAUUAUCACUUAGAGCAAACUUCAAAAGACCAUGAAAGAGUAAUCCUUUGGCAUUCUACAGCACUUUACUAUAUUGACUGCUCUAUAAAGAUUACAGAAUUGAUGACCCAUGACCCCUCCCCCCCCCCAAAAAAAAAGAAGAGAAAAAGAAAAACCACCAAUCUCUAUUCCCUAAGUGCAUAUCAAAGGCUGAAUGAAGUUGGGCAUUCGGUACUCGGAUGUCCAUGCCAAUUUUAGUCUGUGAUUUGUGUAUUCAUUUCAUUUGAAAAUGAUCGGGUCUUUCAUCUCUCAGUGUAUGCUUCUCUUUACCCUGCCUGUAGCCAGUUCUCUGGAACAGUUUUAUAUUAAAAAAAAUACAAAAGUGUUGGACAGAUACUCUUCCUGUACCUAUCAAUGGCUAUGUUCAGAACUAUGCUGUAGCAAAAAUAUACCGUUGAUAACAGCAGAGGGACAUAAACUUUUUUUUCAACAAAAAUGUUGAUAUAUCACAAAAUAAGACCCAACAUGAUAGAUUAUUUAUGUGUCUAAAUAGCUCACAUAGUGGGGUUUUCCCAAAAAAAAUACCAUAAGUGAUAGCGGUUAAUUGUGUGGGAAGUUUAAUUUUAAAAAUCUUAAGUCUGUUAACUUCUGUUUUUACACACCAAUGUCUGCAAGCAAGUGGCUGCGCAUAAACCCUGUAUUCUCCACACUGUGCCUUAUUUAGCCUAUUCUAUGAAACAGUAAAUUAAGGAUGCCAGAAAAUAAAGGUUUAUAAAGAUAUAUUACAAUCUACUACGAAACACAAGAAAACCACAUACUUUUGGGUAGGACAGUCUCUUAAUUCAGAGGUUAAUUAACAGUCUAGAUUUGUGCCUAUUAUUACACUAUUAUUGCAUUGAAAAGGCAUAGUUCAGUCAAAUCAUGUAAGUCUUUGGUUGAGGAAUUUACUACUUUUCCAUAAAAGGCAACAUAAUUAAAGCAUUAGGAAUGAGUUAACAGGGGGUUUUAUUCCUGGAUCACAAUCAACCUGCCCUAUGACCCUACAUGAGUCACAUUUGGCCACUCUUGCAGAAAUCAAAACUGCUGGAAGUCAGGACGUUACUCUCUAUGUACCAGUCUCUCCUGUCAAAUGGGGACAGCACCCCUCCCCUUCAGUAAAGCGCGUCAAGAUCUGGAUUACAAGUGGUAGCGCGUUGCCCCCUAGUGGCAGCCCUGGGGCACAAUAACAGCCUCCUACUGCUCCGGGCCGAAGGAAGGGAGGUGAGCUCAGGAGCCAAUCGGUCGGGCCUGCGGUGUGAGUGCUGAGAGUCCCAGGUGGGAUCCCUGCUGUAGGUGGCCCCUAGGCAGCUUCCCGGCUACCAUAGUAGGUACCAGCCAGCACCAGACUAAGGCAUUAUCGUUACUAAGCGAGCCUGACCCGGCCCGGCCCGGCCCGGCCCCGCCCCCCCGGGAUGGGCGCUCGGGACCGGCGGGUUUACCGGCCAGAGGCUGGAGUCAGGACAGGCAGCAGCUCCCCACCCCUUCCCCCGCGUGGCGGCUCAUUCUGCGGGGCAGGCGGGAGAAGGGCGGUCAGCCAGGCACAGGCCCUAUCUGCGGCACGUUGUUCCCCUCACCCCCACUAACGUGGUGGGGCUGAGGUUCAGCCCUGCUCCGAGCCUGGCCCCAAUUUACAAGUUACGCGGCCCCCCAUAGAAACUGCGAUUCCCAGCAUGCAUUGCGGCCCGCCAGGGAAGGUAGACGAGAAGCAUUGCCCCCUGGAACCUGCAGUCUCCUCUGCUCAGGCCCAGCCCUUGCUCACAGAAUAAUUUGAAUGAGGACGUAAAGCGACACGCUCACCAGUCGGGAGAAGACGUCAUUUCCGCGUCCGACAGAACAGCCGCCGUGAUAGGUCUAGCGCAGGGUAGCACCACCCCGGUAGUUCCAAGCUCCAGCAUUUCCGCUUCCGCCUGGCCUGUUGCCGUGGCAGCGAGGAUGGGGGAGGAGACGUCGUCUGGCCGGCAGUCGCAGGUACUUCCGUUUCCGGCGGGCCGGUUGCCUUGGUAGCGGUGGGAGGGGGACGCGCUGGGUCUGGUAGUCGCGGCUAUGGCCGGGGCAGCUCCGAUCGCGGACGGGGAAUUCACGGCGGCCAUUUAUGGGCUGAUUCGGGCCGGGCGGUUCGCGGAGGCAGUGGGGAUCUUGGGCAGCGAGCUGCAGAGUAGCUGCCGCUCCCGGGCCGGCCUCUCGCUGCUCGGCUACUGCUACUACCAGCUGCAAGACUUCGCGGCGGCGGCCGAGUGCUACGAGCAGCUGGGGGCGCUGCACCCGGAGCUGGAGGAGUACCGGCUCUACCAGGCCCAGUCCCUCUACAAGGCCGGGCUCUACGCCGAGGCACUGCGGGUCGCCAGCCCCCUGCUCGACGCGCCCGCUUACCAGGGACGCGCCCUUCGCCUGCAGGCUGCUGCCCACUACGCGCAGGGUGACCUCUCCGCAGCCAAGAGCUUGGUGGAGCAGGUGCUGGUCUCUGCUGCCGAGAGCAGCGCUGGAGCCGCUGAAGACCCCUCAGAGCUGCCAGAUGCUGAGGUCAACCUAGGCUGCCUGUUGUACCGGGAAGGGCGACACGAGGAGGCCUGCGGCAAAUUUGCAGGGGCCAUGCAGGUGCUGGGUUACUGCCCUGAGCUAUCCUACAACAUGGCGCUAUGCUGCUAUGCGGCCAAGCAAUAUGCACCUGCCCUCAAACACAUCUCUGAUAUCAUUGAGCGUGGCAUCCACCAGCACCCCGAGCUCAGUGUGGGCAUGACCACCGAGGGCAUCGACGUCCGCAGCGUGGGCAAUACAUUGCUCCUGCACCGCACUGCCCUGGUAGAGGCCUUCAAUCUCAAAGCUGCCAUCGAGUACCAGCUACGCAAUUUGGAAGCAGCCCAGGAGGCACUCACAGACAUGCCACCAAGAGCCGAGGAAGAGCUGGACCCUGUCACCCUGCACAACCAAGCGUUGAUGAACAUGGAUAGCCGGCCCACUGAAGGGUUUGAGAAACUGCAGUUCCUUCUGCAACAGAACCCCUGCCCACCAGAGACCUUUGGGAACUUGCUGCUGCUGUACUGUAAACAUCAAUACUAUGACCUGGCUGCCGAUGUGUUGGCAGAGAAUGCCCAUCUGACCUACAAGCUGCUCUCACCUUAUCUUUACAACUUCCUGGAUGCCAUGAUUACAUGUCAAACUGCACCUGAGGAGGCCUUCCACAAGCUAGAUGAGCUGGCAGGAACAAUGACUGAACAGCUGAGAAAGCUCACUAAGCAGGUGCAGGAAGCCAGGCAAAACCGGGAUGAUGAGGCUGUCAAGAAGGCAGUUAAUGAAUAUGAUGAGACUCUGGAGAAAUAUGUGCCCGUCUUGAUGGCCCAGGCCAAGAUAUAUUGGGACAUGGAGAAUUACACUAUGGUGGAGAAGAUCUUUCGCAAGUCAGUGGAGUUCUGCAAUGAACACGAGGUGUGGAAGCUGAAUGUGGCUCAUGUGCUUUUCAUGCAGGAGAACAAAUACAAAGAGGCCAUAGGCUUCUAUGAGCCCAUUGUCAAGAAGCACUAUGAUAACAUCCUGCAAGUCAGUGCCAUUGUGCUGGCCAACCUUUGUGUCUCCUACAUCAUGACCAGUCAGAAUGAAGAGGCAGAGGAGCUGAUGAGGAAGAUUGAGAAGGAAGAAGAGCAGCUCUCCUAUGAUGACCCAGAUAAAAAGAUCUAUCACCUCUGCAUCGUUAACCUAGUGAUCGGCACACUCUAUUGUGCCAAAGGAAACUAUGACUUUGGCAUCUCAAGGGUAAUUAAAAGUUUGGAGCCUUAUAACAAAAAGUUAGGCACAGAUACUUGGUAUUAUGCUAAAAGAUGCUUCCUGUCUUUGCUAGAGAACAUGUCCAAGCACAUGAUCAUGCUGCGUGACAGUGUUAUCCAAGAGUGUGUGCAUUUUCUAGAGCAGUGUGAACUAUAUGGCAGGAACAUCCCCGCUGUUAUUGAGCAACCCCUUGAAGAAGAGAGGAUGCACAGUGGGAAGAACACAGUUACAUAUGAAGCCAGGCAAUUGAGGGCACUGAUAUAUGAGGUCAUUGGGUGGAAUAUGUAAAUGCUGUGGCAUUCCCAUUCAGGAUGGAGAUGGACUAUAAUUCUUUGUUUUAUUUUCACUUUUGUUGAUGUUGACUCUGGCUAUCCAAAGUAGUGAAUUUCCUCUUUGAUGUAUUAUAUUUCAAUAUAUUUGUUCUACUGUUUUGUUGUAUUUAAUGGAAGAUGGUGUGCUAACACAAAAUUAACAUGUUUAAUGACUAACGAUAUCCUCAUGCAUCAGCGAUAUUUUAUUGUUUGUUUUUUUUAAGAUAACUAUCACCACAAACCUUAUUACAGAAAUGUUGUGGAGGUUCUUUUGUGUAUAUGGUUUUAUUAAUAUGAAGCUACAUUAACUAGCUUUUAUAAUCUGUAUGUUGACACUUUGAAAUAAUUUCUGUUCCUUCUAUCAGUUUUAUGACUAGACUUUAAUGGAAAUCUGGUAUAAAGCCAUUUCUUUAAUUUAUGGUUAUUUCCCUCUUUUGGGAAAUGCUUUCUUUCUGUUUGAUUUUCCUACUGCACUUUUCAUAUAUUUUAUAUUAUAGUGGUUGUAUUUCCUAAUACAAACUUAGUUUUUAUAAUAAAA